Messenger RNA from Achroia grisella, 615 nucleotides. RefSeq names its product tigger transposable element-derived protein 1-like. Bases 1 to 615 code for a protein of 204 amino acids. The transcript has 2 exons. Lineage: Eukaryota; Metazoa; Arthropoda; Insecta; Lepidoptera; Pyralidae. Gene Ontology annotation, cellular component: nucleus. Gene Ontology annotation, molecular function: DNA binding. The record is from RefSeq and is a predicted model, not a curated record.
AUGGGUUACAUCAAUACUUUUGAAGAAUGGUUUACUAAGCAUUUUAUACCUGAAGUGAAACAGUACUGUUCAAACAAUAAUUUGGCUUAUAAAGCUUUACUUAUUUUGGACAAUGCUCCCGGCCAUCCUGUGCGUAUUGCCGAUAUUGAUCCUCAAAUCAAAGUCGUGUUCCUGCCUCCCAACACCACUUCGUUGUUACAGCCGAUGGAUCAAGGAGUUAUCGCGUCUUUUAAGGCCUAUUAUCUCAGGAGAACUUUUUCACAGGCUGUAAAGGCUAAUGAAAAUGAUGGCAUGGAGCUGAGAGAUUUUUGGAAAAGUUAUAAUAUCCUGCAAUGCGUAAAAAAUAUUGCUACUUCAUGGGAUGAGCCAUCUGAAAGUUCUACAUCUACAGAUCAACCAAAUGUCGAUGAGAUCACAACUGACAUUGUUCAUUUGGCUAACCGUUUGCCUGACAUUGCAGUUACUACUGAUGAUAUUGAUGAUCUGUUAAGCUCACAUUCGCAAGAACUGACUGAUGAAGAUCUUAUUGAAUUGGAGGCACAAGUACAAAAGGAAGCACUCGAGUCACAAGAAAUAGCUUCUUCUAUUAGUGACUCUGAAAAUAACUUACACUAA